Messenger RNA from Malurus melanocephalus (red-backed fairy wren), 9341 nucleotides. RefSeq names its product KIAA0825 ortholog. Lineage: Eukaryota; Metazoa; Chordata; Aves; Passeriformes; Maluridae. The transcript has 20 exons. The record is from RefSeq and is a predicted model, not a curated record. The coding region runs from base 90 to 3959 and encodes 1289 amino acids.
GGGCCGUUCCGGGACGUUGUUACUGACGCUCCGCGGUCGCCCGGGGCCGUCGGCGGGAGCMGUAGAGGGAGCCCGGCCGGGUUCUAAAAAUGGAAUGGGGAGGAGAGUAUUCUUUUGAAUCUUCCAAUUUAGACUGCUUGUUAAAUGUGCUCCCUGGAGAACUGGAAUUUCAGCAGAUCCUUAGUGAUCUUGAUGAGAAAAUAAAGAAGAACUCUUCCAGCAUAGAAAAGUGUCUUAAAGACCUGCAAUCUGACAUAAAUGAAACAUGUGCUGAUGAAGUACUACACAGCACAACUGACUGCAUACAGUGGCUAAAUAACUGCAAUUUUAGUUCUCUCAGACUUUCUUCUACAGACCACGGAGAGCUGCUGGAGUUCCUCAAGACCCUGCAAAGCUUGCUGAAGAAUGAGAAAAAUCAAGAAGAAAUGGUACUUCACUUCCUUCUGGAUCUCUCAAGUCAGUGUGGUGUCUCAUUUCCCUGUACUGCAAGUGGGACGUCUUUUGAGUUAACGUCUUCCCUUCAUACCAUUCAAGAUGAUUCAGCUGUGGAUGUGAAAUCUCUUUGGGAUGAUGUGAGAUUGCAUCUUAGACUAUUUUUGGUAAAUAGAAUGCAAAGUCAAGAAGAAACCAACACUAAUGCUUUACAACAACAAAUGGAGUUUAAAACUCAGUGUCUACAGCAGCUUCUGUUUCUUUAUCCCAAAUCAGAAGUCUUAACGAAGUAUCAAAAUAUGCAGAAUAAACUGGUUAGUGAUCUUCUACAGAACUGUAUUUUGUCUAGUUGUGGUGAAACAAAUUUUGAUAAGGUGGUUCAUGGUUACCAAAGUUCCAUACCCAGACUGUGCACAAUGAUAAAAGAGGAUUUGUAUAUACUAAGUGGAACUAUUGGUACAUCUUCAUCAUUAAAGUUUAUUAAUGAAACUUACCUGGAUACCAUUACUGAAGAAAUGACAGUUCUUCUUGAAAGACUUUGUGAGCUGCAGUUCAAAGAAAAUGCUCUACAUAUAGUUAAAGCAAACAAGAUUUCAAAGAAGCAUAGAGGAGCAGUUCACACUGUGGCUUCCCAGGAAUACCACAAGAAAGGACGGAACUUCUGCUUAACCUUGUAUCAACUCAAAUGUCUUUCGCAACUUAUCAAACUCUUUUUAUUAAUGGAGGAUAAAACUGAAGAACUCUCUACAGAAAUUCUGCUGCUGCCUUCAUUUAUGGAGAGGAAUAAGAAUGUUCAAGGAGUUCUGAAGAGAGCUAGUGGGGAGCUUUUAAUAGGAGAAACUAGAGCAAAUGAAACCAGCGUGCUUCCUGAACAGUUACUUCAGGUAGAAGAGCCUAUUUUACUGAAUUUUGCCUGGAGAAAUGCAUUUAAAGACCUGUCUUCUUCUGUGGCUCACUGUGUAACAAUAGCAAUUGAGGAUUUUUCAUCUAAAAUUCUUCAACACGAGGAGAAAAAAGAGUUUUCAUCUGCGGGCUGUGCAAUGAGUCUUGUAAACAACCAGCAAAUGAGGGAGUCCUGCAGAGCAGGCCAACAGGAGGAGCAACCAAAACGAAUUGCUAAGUUUUGUUUUGACAUCAUGGAAGAACUCGACACAUUGCUUCCACUGGCUCUGGCCUGCAGAGAUGAUUCUCUUCAGGAAAUUAGAGCAAACUUUGUAGAGGCCUGCAGCAAAGUGGCAACAGCUGUCCUGGCAAGACUAGAGGAGAAAAGCAAAGAUGUUCCCUUGAAGGCUCCCCUACAAGACUUGUGUGCUGCGCUAUCCACAGCAAUAUAUGUCUUUCAGCAUUUUACAAUGUAUAGCAAUUUAAUGAGAGAAACGAGCAAAAAACCCCUGUUUGUUGUGCCUGUCCAGCAGUAUCAGGAAUUCAUCAACAUUCUCCAGUUUCAAGUUACAAACUACUGCAUCAGAAUUUGCGCUACAAGCAUUUUACAGGAUGCUGAAAGCCACUACUGGGAUGACUACAAAGCUUUUUAUGAGGGGGAAAGAUGCUCAUUCUCUGUUCAGAUGUGGCAUUACUUCUGCUGUGCUCUUCAUCAUGAUCUAUGGAAUAUUCUACCUCCAAAAAGAGCCCAGGAAAUUCUUACAGAUGUGCUUGAACAAUCUUUGGGCAUUCUGUCCUCCAGAUAUUGUCAGGUGUGUCCCAGUUACAAAAGAACACCGCAAAUCAGAAUUGAUAUUGCAGCGAUUUUGAUGUCCACUGAAGAUAUGCUCUGGUCAAUUUGUAGUUCUGUGCAGGAGUUUCUGAAUCCUCACGAAGACAGAGAUCUCAAGAUCUGUAAAAUACAUAGCCACUGUAAUAGUCUGAUCUCUGUGCUGGCUAUUUUAACCUCACCACUGAAGAAUUUGUAUGAGACAUUUCUGGAUAAUUCUGAUGAACACCUUCCUCAAGAUUUUUCAGAAGUCUUUUAUCAUCCUUUACACUGGUUAUUUUGCAUACCAUCAUCCUGUUUUUUCUUACUGAAGACUCCAUCAGCCAGAGAAAUGGCAGGCCAGGGUCAGCUGAAGCUGCUCUUAUCCCAGCCAUACUGUAAUUUGAACUUGCUUUUGGAAACAUUGCUACACCAUGAUUGUCUCUUGGUGAAAAUUUUGCUGAGAAGYUCAAGAAAUGAAGCACUGAAUUGUGAUGCACAAAGUUCUCUCUUGGAGCAGGAAAAUAACAAAGAGCCCACUCUGAUUGAAACAAUCUUCACAGUAUUGUCUUACUGCACUUUAUCACCCAAAUCUCUUGGCAUUGCUUUUGAGUCCUACAUGGAAAAAGAGCUGUUGUGGAAUUACUUACACAAUAUGACAGUUUCCAGUUGUGGAGAGUCAGAACCAGAAGUUAUCAGAUGCUUGAAGUUGACUUUGAUUAAUUCAGUCAAGGGUAUAGUGAAACAGAUAAUUUCUUUGAUGCAUUCAUGGGAGGCAACAGAAAACUAUGGAACAUACCAGCACAAGCAAAUAGUUCCUGAAAGUUUACUGAAAACUGUUCCAAAGGAAUGGAAUUACACUCCUCGGGAAAUGAAGAGAAAGGAAUCUGGGAAAUGCUUCACAAGGCUUGCAGCUCAGGCAGUAUCUAUUGUAAUCAGCAAGUUACCUACAGUGAUUGCAUGUUUGCCUCCCCCAAUUAAAUACUUCUUUUUUCUGGCUGAGAGAAAAAUGUCAAGAAACUUUGCUGAAUUGAAGAAAGCUGGUCUGCUUGUCUGGAACUUGAUUGUAAUUAUAUGUCGGAUAUUUGAGGAUGGAAAUACUGCAGAAUUUUUAACAGGUGCAACACUUGACAGAUGGAGCAAAGAAAAACUCAGUUUAGUUCGUGUGUGCUUAGAAAGUAUUAUGGGAAAACAGAAGAGUGGUCCUAAGCAAGUGACCCAGAAGAUUAUACAAAGCAUUGAACAGCAAAGACCAAACUGGAUUGAAAACCAGUUGCUGAAGGCAAGAAAAUUGAGCAUAGACAGUGCUUCUGUCACAGCUAAAGGUGCAACGGUAGAGGAAGGAGGUAUUGCAGUUGGAUUCACUGAGCAGAAUAUAAACAUGAUGGUCCUGGAUAUCUGCCACAAACCAGGUGGUAGCGAGUACCUGAGGCAAAUUUAUCACAUCAUCCGGCUCAAUGAGGAAUAUUUGAAAGAGCAGCUGUCUUGUGAGAAUUCUUCUGAAGACGGUGUUACCUCCAGUCAAUGCCUGCCUUUGACGCUGAAGGGCAGAGAAGAGCAGCCUGUUUUCAACCCUUUUGAGGUGUACAGACAAUCUUGUGCAAAAGUAUUCAAUCAGUCAGCCAUUACUGAAUGGAACUGGGAUUGGUCACACUUGCUGCCUGGUCAUUUGGGACUGAAUCAGAUGGCCUUCAGGGUGCUGCUGACACACAGGUGGGAGAUGAAAGAAGAUGCAGAUCUUGAAGAUGAGGAGGCAGUUAUGGUGGAACACUUAAAGAAUGUUUAUUUGACACAAAGCACUCCUAUCUCAGAGGAUAUAAAAGAACAAUUACCUUAACUGAUUUUGGGUAGCACCUUUUUUUCUGAAUUCAACAAGAUUAAUUUAAUGCCAUAACUCACAGGACUAGAGAGUUCAAAAAAAUGUAUCAUGAGUUUUAAACUAGAGUAUUCCCCUGUUAUUAUCUGAUCACCUCAUCCAGGAAGCAAUUGUUAAUACUUGGAUAAGGUGAGCAACAAUACAAGAAAGUGUCAUUGUCACGAAACAAGGAGGGUUUAUCACAUUACUGCAGAGGCACAAACCUGAACAACAAACUAAAAGUUGUUUUAAAAAUAUAAAACUCACUCUUAAAAUAAUGAAACUUUAGACACAGGCUAAGCAAAUACUCCUGGUUUCCAUCCACUAGUUUGGAGCUGAUGUAGCCUGCUCCCAGUUAAUGUCACUCAAGGACCUUUUCUCUCCUUUGGUGCUUGUAUAUUAAAUCACCCAAAAUACAUGAAAAGGGAUGGUAUAGACCAUAUACCUACAGGACUUUUUGAAUUGCUCCAGGAUAAGUAAGCUUGGUCAUUAUUCCCAAUUAAAAAUGCAUCAGCUUUGCUGCUCUCACAAAUCUUCAUUUGAACCCAGUGUAUUUUAUGGCUUUAAAAACACAUUAUAAAGAAACUUUAGAAAUUUUGAGAAGCACUUUUCUGUUUAAAAGAAUUAUUUACAGGCAGUGCUCCGAGGAUUUUCUUAACAGUGAACUGAGAAAAUAAUAAGGAAUUUAAUAUUUAUUUUUGAUAAAUAUAGUAAAAUUUCAUUUUCAAAGUAAUCUUCGUUUGAUAUUCAAAAUUUUGUGACUGGUAAAUAUUUUUCUGAAUGGUAAAUAUUUUUCUAACACACUUGUUACAACUAUCAACAUGGCAUUAUUUUUUACACAGAAGUUAUGGUUAGCAUGUCUUUAGCUCUACAGAAAUAAUCCAUAAUUUUUCUGUUAGUUUCUUUCAUUGGAAGUCCAAUGGAACUGUUUUCUCUGCCUGAUGAAAGACUCUGGCAAGAUCUUGCUAAGGGUGCAAUCUGAGCAGAGUUWUUCAUGUUCCCAGCACAUCUUCAUAAAGAUGCUAUUGUGGACAUAACUUAGACUACUUGAAUAUAAAGUAUCAAACCAUUUAAAAUAAAAAUGUGGACAAUUUUGUCUCACAAAUCUCUAAAGAUCUUGUUACAACACUGCAUCAACAAAAGCGCUGUGAGGCACUGGAGCUUAAAAAUGCUCAAAAUAAUAAUUAAAGAAUAAAAUAGAGUUUUCCUGCCAGUGUAAUAAUUUCAGAUUGAAAGAAGUGUAAAAACUCUUUGUCUUUGCUUUGCAUUUUACCUUUGAAGAUUAGUGGUGAACUUCAGGUUUAAAACAUGUCUACAGGGAUCAUCUGUGAUGGCAAGUUUAGUAUUCUGACAAAUGAGGCACACAUGCUCCGAAGCCAUACAAAUAACGUAUUUGUGUACAUGGAAACUGGAGUUCGGAAUAUUCUCUCCUAUUUUAUCAAAAUCUAUUGUAUAUAAUUAACUUUUUGUAUAGUCACAUAAAGUGCGUGUGUUGUGAAACUGGUUGAAAUACUUCUUGUGAAAAUGCUCCCCUUCUGGGGAAUACCUACUCUGAAGAGGAUAAAUUUUGCAAGUGAAUAAGCUAAGUGAGAAUAAAUCCCCUCACUUACACUUAAGUGGGAAUAUCCAUAAAGGGAGUUAUUCCAAAAUGGUUAUUAUCCUCUAAAUUCACAGUGCAUGGGGUUCUGGAGUCAUGUGUAAGCAGCCAUAUUUUUUAAAAUAUCAUUCUUUAUGUCCCUUCCUCCUUUCUCUCCCUGCCACAUUAAUUCAGCAAUGAACCAUGGGGCAGCAGUAGGACUGCUUUUGUCUUUCCCUUUAUGAUUAUAKAGUCCAGCUCUUAACCUAGCUCUGGCUUCCCACCACCAAACCGUGUCCCAAAGUACCACAACACAUCUUUUAAAUUCCUCCAUGGAUGGUGACUCCAUCACUAUCCUGGGUGGCCUGUGUUGGGGCUUGAUAAGUUUUUCACUCAAGAAAUGUCUCCCAGAAUCCAAUCUAAAACUACCUUGGCACAGCUUAAAGCCAUUUCCUUCCAUCCUGUCACCUCUUACCUGGGAGAAGAGGCCAAUCCCCACCUGGCUACUGGCAGCUCUACAGACCGAUAAGAUCUGUCUCCCCUCAGACUCCUUUUCACCAGGCUUAACAUGCCCAGAUCCCUCAGCUGCUCCUGAUCCGAUUUGUGCCCCAGACCCUUCCUCUGUCCAGCUCCAUUGUCCUUCUCUGGACUUGCUCCAGAACCACAAUGUCUUUAUUGUCAUGACGAGCCCAAAAAUGAAUCCAGAAUUCACCAGUGCUGAGUAAAGGGGGACAGGGGACAGGACCACUUCCCUGGUCCUGCUGGCUGCACUAUUUCUAUUUCUGCCAUUGACAGUCUUGGCUACCUGGGCACACUCAGGCUCAUGUUCAGACAGCUGUGGACCAACCAUUUUUCUGCGGUGCUGUUUUCCAGUCACUAUGCCCCACACCUAUGGCAUUGAUUGGAGUUGUGACCCAAACAGAUGUUGAUCCUCAUUCACUGGCUUCAGCCCACUGAUCCAGCUUGUCCAGAUCCCUUGUAAGGCCUUCCAACCCUCCAGCAGGUCAACACUCCUGCUCAGCUUGGUGUCAUCUGCAAACUGACUAAUCCCUCAUCCAAAUAAUUGAUAAAGAUAAUAAACAGGAUAAUCCCCAAUACUGAGCCUUGGGGAAUCCCACUUACGACUGGCCAAUUACUAAUAUGCAUAAGACCAUAACAUAAAAGCUAAACCUUUGCACAGUAUUUUAUUUGGAUCUUUUUCUAUCCAAACCUCUAUAUGCAUCUUUUAAGAGUAUCUGAGUGCAAGUGAAUGUGUGUUUCAAAUUGAACUUAAACCACAACCUUACUUAGAAAUACCAGGGUUUGAUUUUGCUAGCAAUGUAACCAUUCCAAUAACUGACCUUUAGGGUAUAAAAAAGACAUCAUCUUGGCAAUAGCACUUAAUGCUGAAUGCACAUUUCUACAACAUUCAUAUUUGAUUGAACAGAUAUUGUUCAAUCAAUUUACCAUAAUAAUUAGAAUUGUAUAACUAAGACUAAUUGUACAACAUGUUGUUAAGUAACAUGUCAUUAAUUUAUCAAAAUGGCUUGUUUUAAACUUUAAUACUUAAUUGAGGAGUGACAGAGCUGACCGUUUUUCUAUUGCAUAGAUGUAUUCCACAGAUGUUUGUGUAUAAAAUUAGGAAUAUUUGUACAAUUCUAAGACUGCUGGUUUCUUUGGCUUUUCUUCAUAAAACUAUAGUUCUAUAUUCUUUAAAAAGUUCUGCUGAUUCUAAAAUUAACAAGAUUAAAUUAAUUUUUGAGAGUAAUGCAAUGUCCUGUCUCUUUUACACUACUUAUUGAUCCAGGAAUGUGCCACAUAUGUUUUGCCUAAACAAAUGAAAGCAAUAGGAGUCAGAUUUGUUAGCUACAGUGUGGGUCCUGUGUUUCAUGACCACUGCAAUCUGAUCAUGGAAAGCUGGUCAAAAAAAAGAGCUAAAGUCCAUUGUGUACAACAGGCCUUUCUAAGUGGGUCAGAGAUGGCCUCAUUGGCUCAACUGAGUUAGCUCAAAAGGAAGGUAUGGUAUUUAUAGAAACUAAUUGAAUCAGAUACUACAAACUAGGUAACUAUACAAUAUUAUUGAUGCUCACACCUAAUCAUCAUUUAACAAUUUCAUAUACUUAGCCCCUUUUACAAAACAGGCUUCAAUAGGAGACUUGAUGGCAUAGAGUAUCUCUGAUUAGGUUUGUUUAAUGUCCCCUUCAGAAUGCUCCAAAUCUUAACAUCUUUUAUCUUUUGAAAGGCAAUUAAUAAAAUUAGAAGCAGGGUAAAUUUUAAAUUGCUUUAACAAUGAUGAAACUGAAAAAGAGAGGAGAAACAGAUAUUUUUGGAAUAGACAGGCGUUUAGACACAGCCCUGCUUUCUAAUGACUGCUGGCCUGACAGACUCCCAUAGAUCAUGCAUCAUUCUAGGAGAGGGAAUUUGACAUGCAACUACACUAUUUGCUCAGGAAAUACAUGCAAUGAAAAUGGUUGUUCUCUAAUUCACCUCUAUCUCAUCACAGCAGUGCAUGGUAGGCAUGAGGCUGGCUUCUUCCAAUUAGCUUCUUCUGGAAAUAUUCCAUUUCGCUCUCAGCUGGGAGGUCUUCACAAAGUACUAGUGAAUCUCAUGUACAGUAAAACAUCAAUUAUAUGCUAAUAUAAUACUAUUUUAUGGAGCCWCUUAAAAAUGUGUGCAAUCAUUUCUAGUGACAAACACUAGUCACACAGAAUUAGACCCACUGUCCAAUUGGACAAUGAGAUUGAAAUGAGAGAGUAACUUGAUGGUAUCAGGGAGAUUUCUAAGUGACUAUAUAGAUCUUGAGGAGGUUCUGAUUGGAGCUGUCCUGGUUUUGCUCGGUCUGGUUUUUUGGUGGUGGGGGGAUGGGACCAAGAAAUCACAAAGAUGGAUCCUGUGAGGAAGYUCUGGAAGCUUUCUCCAUCUUCUCCAGCAAAAGAAGCCUUGUGUCCUGUGUUUUAGAACCAAUCCAUUGUGGCUCUGAGGUUGAUGGACAGGCURCUGCUCAGGCCUGGGCCAAUUGCACAGGUUGGUUACACCUCUUUGAUUACRUAUGGUCUUGUACUUAAGAAUAAUUCAAAAUAAGUUAGGGGCAGCCGCCAUGGAGUGUUUAGGUUGUUAGUAUUUAGUUUUAGUAUCACACACUGGGGAAAAACAGACCAGGAGGGUGAAGAGAUGCAAGAAAAAAUGGAGACCCAAGAUGACAGUAAGGAGAAGACAGAUAUUGUUGCUGUGGUGCUUGAACAUGGAGAAAACAAGCUGUUCUCGAAAGGACUAUUUCUUCAAUGAGAGACCUGUAUAGAAAAGAGAGGCCCUGCACCUAAGAUAAAGAAGAAAAACCUUGUCUUGGAGGACUGGACUGAUCAUAAGCCAAAAAGGGGGAAGAGGUGGCCCCCCUAUGUCUGAAGUGAGUCGAUGCUUAGAAGGAACUGUGUUCUGCCAGGAGAUUUGAGAGAGUGGCCUUGCCCUCAGAAUGAAGCAGCUGGCCUUGGAGGACUGUCUUCCUUUCUCCCAAGAGGUAAAGAAAAGGAAUCCCAUGCCACCAGCAGUUAUACACUGACUCUUCUUGGGAAAAGAACUUCCACUGCUUGGAGCUGCAAGGACUCUUCUCCUAUGGUGCUGGACGAUAACCGUAAUGAGUAGUCUGAUCUAUGUUAAAACUUUCAUCCCUGCCCCCCUUGUGCAAGGACGGCAUGGAGGGUGGGGAGGGAUGGCCUCGGAGAGACAGGUUCGCAGAAAGAAUAACAGGUGUCUUAAAAUGUUCCCUUUUUUUCUUCUCAUAAAUUUUUCCCUGUCUUUGUUCCCCUCCCUUG